Molecule: messenger RNA, 1677 nt
Organism: Cololabis saira (Pacific saury)
Lineage: Eukaryota; Metazoa; Chordata; Actinopteri; Beloniformes; Belonidae
Exons: 3
Coding region: 1-1677 (558 amino acids)
Source: RefSeq, a predicted model, not a curated record
AUGGUUACAGACCGUCACGUCUCCCACGGUUAUAAACGGUUACCAACGGUUACCAACGGUUACGGACCUUCAUCUCUCUCACGGUUACCGACCUACACGUUCCACAGGGUUACCGAUGGUUACCGACGGUUACCAACCUUCACGUCUCCCACGUCUCCCCCGGUUACCACGGUUACCGAACUCCACCUCUCUCACGGUUACCGACCUCCACCUCUCUCACGGUUACCGACCUCCACGUCUCUCACGGUUACCGACCUCCACCUCUCUCACGGUUACCGACCUCCACCUCUCUCACGGUUACCGACCUCCACGUCUCUCACGGUUACCGACCUUCACCUCUCUUACGGUUACCGACCUCCACCUCUCUCACGGUUACCGACCUCCACCUCUCUCACGGUUACCGACCUCCACCUCUCUCACGGUUACCGACCUUCACCUCUCUCAUGGUUACCGAACUCCACCUCUCUCACGGUUACCGACCUCCACGUCUCUCACGGUUACCGACCUUCACCUCUCUCAUGGUUACCGACCUCCACCUCUCUCACGGUUACUGACCUCCACCUCUCUCACGGUUACCGACCUCCACGUCUCUCACGGUUACCGACCUCCACCUCUCUCACGGUUACCGACCUCCACCUCUCUCACGGUUACCGACCUUCACCUCUCUCACGGUUACCGACCUCCACCUCUCUCACGGUUACUGACCUCCACCUCUCUCACGGUUACCGACCUCCACGUCUCUCACGGUUACCGACCUUCACCUCUCUCAUGGUUACCGACCUCCACCUCUCUCACGGUUACGGACCUUCAUCUCUCUCACGGUUACCGACCUUCACGUUCCACAGGGUUACCGAUGGUUACCGACGGUUACCAACCUUCACGUCUCCCACGUCUCCCCCGGUUACCACGGUUACCGAACUCCACCUCUCUCACGGUUACCGACCUCCACCUCUCUCACGGUUACCGACCUCCACGUCUCUCACGGUUACCGACCUUCACCUCUCUCACGGUUACCGACCUCCACCUCUCUCACGGUUACCGACCUCCACGUCUCUCACGGUUACCGACCUCCACCUCUCUCACGGUUACCGACCUCCACCUCUCUCACGGUUACCGACCUCCACCUCUCUCACGGUUACCGACCUCCACCUCUCUCACGGUUACCGACCUCCACCUCUCUCACGGUUACCGACCUCCACCUCUCUCACGGUUACCGACCUCCACGUCUCUCACGGUUACCGACCUUCACCUCUCUCACGGUUACCGACCUCCACGUCUCUCACGGUUACCGACCUUCACCUCUCUCACGGUUACCGACCUCCACGUCUCUCACGGUUACCGACCUCCACGUCUCUCACGGUUACCGACCUCCACCUCUCUCACGGUUACCGACCUCCACCUCUCUCACGGUUACCGACCUUCACCUCUCUCACGGUUACCGACCUCCACGUCUCUCACGGUUACCGACCUCCACGUCUCUCACGGUUACCGACCUCCACGUCUCUCACGGUUACCGACCUUCACCUCUCUCACGCUUCGGCGACGGUGUCGGCCGGCGAAGGCGAGGGCGAAGGCGAAGGCGGUGCUCCAACCAAACCCCGGUGCAGCCCGAGCCUCCGUGUAAACACUGGAGAGUGUUGUGCAGGCUCCGGCUGCCGGCUGACUAAUUGGAAGUGA